AUGGGUCCAUCGGUCCCUCUUUGGAUCCUGCAGAACAGGCCCGAGUCCUCCUCUCAAGCGGGGCCAGGGGACCCCCAGCGCUCCCCGCGCGCUCCCGGGUGUUGUCAGGGCGCAGCAGCAGCCGCAGCCGCGCGGCCAGGAACUCCCGCCGCAGCGCCUCCGGUCGCCACGGCAACCGGGGAGGCGCUGACCUCUGACCCCGCGGCCCCGCCCGGCCCCGCCCCUCUGCGUCCUCGAGCUCUACGUGCAGGCCAACCCGGAAGUGCCGCCGCCGCCCGGUGCCGGGAGCCGCCCGCCGGGCCAGGCCGAGCCCCGCGUCCUCUGCCCGGCAGCCGCGGUCAGUCCCGCGGCCCGCCGGCGCCCGGGCGGCCCCGUCCCCAGCCCCCCGGGUCCCCUCCACCGGCCCCGGGCGCCCCGCCCCCGCCCCCGCCCGAGAGGAGGAGCCGAGCGCGGGGGAGGAGGAGGCGGGAGAGGCGAGCGGAGGGAGCGAGGCCGCGCCGGCCGCCGGCGGUUCGUAUUAGCGAGGUCCGAGGAGCGGCGGGGCCCGGCCGGCGGGCGGCGGGCAGGCGGGGCGGAGGACGCGGGCGGCCCGGGCGGCAGGAGCGGCGGCGAGCUCCAGCCCGCGGGGCCCGGGGACGGGGGCCGCCCUCUGCGCAGGGCCCGGGCCGCCAGGCCUCACCCGCCCGCAGGCCCGGCAGCCGCCCGCCGCCCGCCGCCGCCCGGGGCCCGUCCCCAGGGGUGGCCGGAGCGCGACGGAGCCAGGUGAUGCUGGGCCCCGGGGCGCCCCCAGAGGGAAGGGCACCGCCACCCUCCCACCCCCGGAGCCGCCCCGGACGAUUUGACAGCAGCCCCAAGGAAGUUGUUGAACUGCUCAGAGAUCACCGGUCCCCGUUAAGUGCCCCAAGGAUGGAGUGA
This is a messenger RNA of Erinaceus europaeus (western European hedgehog), 915 nucleotides long. Its product is annotated as basic salivary proline-rich protein 3-like. The transcript has a single exon. NCBI's taxonomy places the organism in Eukaryota, Metazoa, Chordata, Mammalia, Eulipotyphla, Erinaceidae. The record is from RefSeq and is a predicted model, not a curated record. The coding region runs from base 1 to 915 and encodes 304 amino acids.